AUGGAAAUACAAAAAUUGAUUCAAACACGUUCAAACGUGCAAAGUGUCCAGGAAAUAUCAACUCCAAGUGUUUCUGAUCAAGUGUUUAAUAAUUCUUUCCAAUUUUCUCAUACUGUUUUCAUCUACGAGUUUAUUUAUUUAGAAAUAAAUAAAAUCAUGACUUCAGAAGAAUUAGGACCUAAAAAAUGGCUUCGUUGUAACAAUUGUUAUAUUCUGAUGCAAGAUUGCAAAGCUCCAUUCUUGCUUUCGUAUUGCAGUCACAUUUUUUGCCCUAAAUGCGUUAAAAAAGUUACCAAAAAAUGUCCACAAUGUAAUGCACAAAAUCUUCGUACAAUGCCAUUAGUGGAACCUUUGAGACCUGAAGUAAAGCAUUGCUUUGAAUCAGUUGAAAAUCUUCAUGACAAAUUUUCACAAGCUAUUACUUUUCAAACUCAACAAUUAUCGAUAAAUAAUAAACGUUUUUCUGCUGUUGAUAAAAAAUAUUUUCGCGCAAAAGUGGAAUAUCAACAAAGUUGUAAUGAUUUUAAAAAUUCGCAAAAAAGAAUUCAAGAACUCGAAAGUGAAUUAAAAUUAAUGCAGAAAAAAUUAUAUGAAUUUGAAGAGGCUCAUAUAAAAAUGCACCAUAUGCUGAAUCCCUCUGAGAUAUUUACACCACAAUCUUUAAAUUCAAGUGUAGAUAGUAAUUUAAGUUUUCCGAAUCAUAGUGGCAGUGAUGUUCAGUCUUUUGCUAAAAACAAAUCUUUUCAAAAUACAAUAUUAACGCCUUUAACGCCAGCGAAACUUAAACAAAUGGAUUUGAUGAACUCGAAAUUUCGCAUUCCAUCAAGGACAAAAGUUCCUCGUUCUGUCGUUAGUUCUUCGAAAAAUUCUUGUGACUCUUCACUAAAAACACCUUUCACAGAUUUUUCUCCAUUUAUUAAUCGCCGAAUAUAAAACCACAAUUUGGUGAAUAUUUGAAGAAGCUAAGAGUUAAGAUUGUUUUGUUUUUUUUUUUUUUUGUUAAAGUUUCAGUUAAUUUAAUUAUUAAUUAUUUAAAUUGAUUUUAAGUUUAUUUAAUUAAUAAUAUUCAUUAAACAUUGAAUUAAUUGUUUAAAUAUAAUUAAUAGUUAAUCUCAUUCUGUAGUUCAAGUUUCAUUUUUUAAGAACAAAACUUUUAUGGGAAAUUUUUCUUGACAAAUGUUUAAUUAACAUUUAUAUUUUAUUUCAAUGUAAAAAAUUAAUUUU
Messenger RNA from Leptopilina boulardi, 1224 nucleotides. RefSeq names its product RING finger protein vilya-like. The transcript is spliced from 4 exons. Bases 1 to 933 code for a protein of 310 amino acids. Gene Ontology annotation, biological process: reciprocal meiotic recombination; protein sumoylation; homologous chromosome pairing at meiosis. Gene Ontology annotation, molecular function: SUMO transferase activity. Lineage: Eukaryota; Metazoa; Arthropoda; Insecta; Hymenoptera; Figitidae. The record is from RefSeq and is a predicted model, not a curated record. Gene Ontology annotation, cellular component: synaptonemal complex.